AUGGUUUACCAAAAGAUCUUGACUUCUCUCUUGCUCGGUGCUGGCGCCGGAAACUCUUCCUCGUCUGCCUCGCCAACCGUCCAAGAUGGCUGCACCUUCACCGAUUCCGACACGGCUUCGGCUUCUAAGGCAUCUUGUACAGCCAUCGUCCUCAAGGACAUUACCGUCCCAGCCGGUGAGACCCUCGACAUGACAGAUCUUGCUGACGGCACCACCGUCACUUUCGAGGGCACCACCACCUUCGAAUACGACGAAUGGAAGGGACCACUUAUCUCUUUCUCUGGAACUGGUCUUACUGUCACUGGUGCUUCUGGCCAUGUUAUUGAUGGCAACGGCGCCAAAUGGUGGGACGGUAAAGGUAGUAACGGAGGCGUCACUAAGCCCAAGUUCCUCUACGCUCACAAGAUGAUCGACUCCACAAUCUCGGGUCUCAACAUUCAGAACUGCCCAGUCCAAUGCUUCUCUGUCAACCGUGCUGAGAACCUCUACAUCAAGGAUGUCACGAUCGAUAACUCUGCCGGAGACGAACUCAACUCAGACGGUGCCACACUCGGCCACAACACCGAUGCCUUCGACGUAGGCUCUUCUACACGUGUCUUCAUCUCCGGUGUUACCGUCAAGAACCAAGACGACUGCCUUGCCAUCAACUCCGGCACCGAAAUCUCCUUCACAGGGGGUUCCUGCUCAGGUGGUCACGGUAUCUCGAUCGGCUCAGUCGGCGGACGUGACAACAACGACGUUGCCAACAUCUACAUUGCCAACAACACUAUCUCUGACUCUGCUAACGGGGUCCGGAUCAAGACUGUCUACAACGCCACUGGAUCUGUUAAGAAUGUCACCUAUACUGGCAUCACUCUGUCAAACAUUACCAAGUACGGUAUUAUCAUUGAGCAGGACUAUGAGAACGGCAGCCCAACUGGCACUCCAACUGACGGUGUCCCGAUCACCGAUUUGACCAUUUCGGACGUCACCGGCACUGUGUCCGAUGAUGCUGCGAAGGUUUACAUUCUUUGUGCUAGCUGCUCGGGUUGGACUUGGAGUGGUGUCUCCAUCACCGGUGGCUCUGCAAGCAGUGAUUGCGAGGGUGUGCCAGACGGUGCUUCCUGCUAG
Pseudocercospora fijiensis CIRAD86 is the source of this 1110-nucleotide messenger RNA. Its product is annotated as glycoside hydrolase family 28 protein. The transcript is spliced from 2 exons. Gene Ontology annotation, biological process: pectin catabolic process. Bases 1 to 1110 code for a protein of 369 amino acids. Gene Ontology annotation, cellular component: extracellular region. Gene Ontology annotation, molecular function: polygalacturonase activity. The record is from RefSeq and is a predicted model, not a curated record. NCBI's taxonomy places the organism in Eukaryota, Fungi, Ascomycota, Dothideomycetes, Mycosphaerellales, Mycosphaerellaceae.